AUUUCUCGUCUGUGUGCUUUGCGGUUCUAUGCCUUCGUUAUGACGUAGUGGUAUAGUUUGUGCUCGAGGAAGAAGAAGAAAUCAUCACUUUCUGCUACAUGCCGCAAAUAUCUGCAUUUUUAAGAGGUCCUAGGGAGUGGUAAGUCACCAUGAGUGCAAUGAAGAGGGGAACGCGGAAGGGUCUGCACGUGGACCAAUCCGAGCUCUUGUGCAAGAACGGCUGCGGUUACUAUGGCAACCCGUCCUGGCAGGGGUACUGCUCCAAGUGCUACCGCGACAUCGUGCAGAAGUCGCGCCAGCGGCAGAUAGAGAGCGACCACGAAUACGCCAAACGGUUACAGCAACAAUACGCAGCGGAGAACCGCGGGAGCCCCGGAGCUAGCGGUGGGUCCGGUAGCGGACGCGAGCUAUCGUUCUCCAAGUUCGAGGAGAAAAAGACUCACCACACUGGGUCAAAAACUCGCACUGUCAAGAAGCUAUUCAAAAGCAAAUCAUCUAGCACUGUGAAGGGGAGUCCCAGCCAAGACGGGAAGCUGACGCCACAGGCGUCGCCAAAAGAGCCAGUACUCAGCCCGGAGAGCCAGAAAACUGUCAACGAGUUCAUAGAGGGUUUACGGAUAGUCCGUAGUAGAGCGUUCGCACAGGAGCUGUACAAGUCGGCCCAGCACUUCAUCCACCGCAUGCAGAACUCUGCCUACCUGCCCAUAGAGGAGCAGUCGGAGAUGGUGCACGACUUCUACAACAGCAUGAGCGAGCGGUUGCAGAAGCACCCGACGGCCGGCGGGCUGACGGGGGAACAGCAGGCACAGCUGCUGGACGGGGUGGAGAAGCACAUCACCACCAGGCUGCACCAGCUGCUGUUCUGUCCCUCCAUCACUGAUGAUGAGCAGCGUGACCUGAAACUACAGGACCGCAUCCGCUCCCUCAGCUGGGUCACUCCGCAGAUGCUCGACACUGGGAUCAAGGAAGACGACACGCAGGUACAAGGGCUGACAGACCAAGCCAUCGCGGCCAUCAUUGAGGUCGGAUCCCAGCGCUCUCCCCAAGAGAAACUCAGCUGUCUCGUCAGGUGCUGUCAGCACAUCUUCGAGCUGUUACGCGUGUCUCACGACGCUCCGGCCAGCGCUGACGAGUUCCUACCGGCUCUCAUCUACAUCACUUUGCGAGCCAACCCUCCCCUUCUCCACUCCAACGUGCAGUACAUCACUCGGUUUGCCAACCCCAGUAGGCUGAUGGCAGGAGAGGCUGGGUACUACUUUACCAACUUGUGCUGCGCGGUAGCCUUCCUCGAGAGUCUCGAUGCCCAGGCUCUGUCUCUAAGCCAGGAGGAGUUCGAUAGAUACAUGUCCGGAGAGGCCGUCCCUCCUAAACCUCAACAGAACGACCAGGCAGACGGUUACACAUGCGAGGGUCUAAUCCUCAUGCAGGAAAACAUCAAGGGUUUGAAAGAACUGAAUGCGAAACACGACAAGCUCAUGGACGAUGCCAAACAACUGCAGGAUGAGAUGAAGGGAUUUCGGGAUGGCGUGAUCAAGCAGAUUCAGGACGUGCUGAAACGUACGCCACUGGACAUCAAGCCCCGACAGCCCUUACAGUUAGCGGGCACCCCAGACUCCCCCAUCCAACAAGACCUACUGCUGAGUCCCUCUACUGUCGGGUAUCCAUUAGCUGCUGCUGCUGGGGUCCAGGCUGUUACACUGGACACAGAAAAUGAGGACAAUUUAAACCUGCCACCCCCGCUACUACCACAGGUGGUAUCUUCCCAGGCAGCAGAGGGUAGUGCCAGCUGAAUUUCUGCAUACUAGUAUUGUAAUUUUACUGGGAAGAGUAUAUAAAAAUGUUUUGUUUUGUUUGGAGCAUGACAUGACGAGUAAAGGGUUAUGAAUCACGUUAAUGAUAUUUGUCAUUUGUCACAUUUAUGGAUAAACCAGGCAUUUUUAAAGUAAACCACACAUGUACAGGUACAUGUACUACACUAGUACUGUAACUGUAUAUCCCAAGGAAUAUUGAUAAUUUUUCUCUUGAACCUUGUACAGUCAACUUCAUGUAUUGUUGCAUUCAGUAUUAUUUCUGCUACAUUUCCCAAGACUACCGGUAUUUUCUCAAAUUGGAAAAAGCAUUUUGCCAUAUACACUACAUGUAGAUGUAAAUAUAGAGAUUUCAGUCUUACACUCUAGUUCAAGAUUUUUUUGGCAUUCAUCUACUACGUAUACAGUUUACAUGUGCAUGUACAUAUACAAUGUAUUGCUUUAUACACCCCCACUGCUGUAUUUAUGAUAUUGUCAGAUCAAAUAAGUUAAAUCUGUGAAGUCUUUAUACUAUGAUGAUUAGAAAGAUGGCAAGAAAAUUUGUGUAGUACUUAGUACAUGUACAUAAGUAAUUUGUUGUAGUAAUUUUGUAGUUGAGAUAUGCUGCCAAGAACAUGUAGAUCAGAUUGCUGAUUGUCCUUUCUGUAUGCUGCAAGUGACCCAUGACAAGGAAUGUAAUGACUUUGUAGACCAAAAAAGCUGUAGAAAAUGCAAGAACAAGAACAAGGCAAAAGCAUAUAUUAUAUGGUAAAAUGAAAUGCUACAAGAAAAGCUAAGAUACGGUAUUUGUAAAGUUGGAUAAGCUGUUGUAGUAAAUAAACUGCAGUAUGAUUAUGACAUGUA
Messenger RNA from Branchiostoma floridae (Florida lancelet), 2651 nucleotides. Its product is annotated as rab5 GDP/GTP exchange factor-like. Gene Ontology annotation, molecular function: zinc ion binding; guanyl-nucleotide exchange factor activity; DNA binding. Lineage: Eukaryota; Metazoa; Chordata; Leptocardii; Amphioxiformes; Branchiostomatidae. The transcript is spliced from 2 exons. Gene Ontology annotation, biological process: vesicle-mediated transport. The record is from RefSeq and is a predicted model, not a curated record. Gene Ontology annotation, cellular component: cytosol; endocytic vesicle. Bases 150 to 1790 code for a protein of 546 amino acids.